Molecule: messenger RNA, 795 nt
Organism: Porites lobata
Lineage: Eukaryota; Metazoa; Cnidaria; Anthozoa; Scleractinia; Poritidae
Source: the annotation of a GenBank genome assembly
UCCCGACACAAGACGACGUUACUCACAACCAAAAAAUGUUCGAGAUAUUAUCAUCUUCUUAUCCUCGUUGCUUCGGCUCCAGAUAAUUUUGAUAGAAGGAACAAUAUUCGAAAAACGUGGGCACGCGAUACUGAACUGCACUGGCCAAGAUGGAAGACUUAUUUCCUUCUGGGUCAAACACCGACAAGUAAUGUUUCAAAAUUACUUUUGAAAGAAGAUGAAGCCUUCAGAGAUCUCGUACGUGGGGACUACAAGGAACAUUAUUGGAAUCAGACUUACAAGAUCCAGAUGGGCUUUGAAUGGGCGGUCAAAUAUUGCGAAUUCUCUUUUCUAUUAAAAGCAGACGACGAUGUUUUUGUGGACACUGCAAGAGUGAUUUCCUACUUGAAUGAGCCUGAUACGCCAAAGCUAAAGCUUUAUUCAGGACACGUUAUGCGCCGGGUAGCGGUGACGCGAAAGCUCGGCAAAUGGUUUGUAUCAAAGUCGGAGUACGCUCGGAAUAUAUACCCCGAUUAUUGCUCCGGUUUCGCAUAUAUUCUGUCUUACGAUGUUGUCACCUUGUUUGUCGAGCUAUUUGAGUUUUUGCCCGUCUUUAAAAUAGAUGAUGCAUAUGUUGGUAUGCUUGCAGAACAAACUGGUGUGCGAGCUAUGCAAAAAGUAGGAUUCGAAACAUGGCCACGAGAAGAAACAUUAUGCAUACCUUUAACAGAUACCCUUGCGAGACACAGAACGCUAGGAAAAUGUUUAAUUGAACUUUAUAAUCGGACUGUCAUAAAUCGAAUGUACUUUCUUUAG